AUGUCCGGCACUUUCGACAAGCUCUUCGCGAAGGGCAAGGCCAAAGUCAAGGAGUUCACGAGCCAGCCUCCAUCCCACCAGCAACAACAACAACAAGGCUACCCCGGGCAGCAGCCUCCACAGGGCUACCCGCCUCAAAACCAGGGACAGUACUCUGGCGGCCAGUAUCCGCCGCAGCAAUACCCACCGCAAUACCAGAACCAGCAGUAUCCCCCCCAGAAUCAGCAAUGGGGCGCUCCCCAGAAUCAAUGGGGUCCUCCCCAGCAGCAACAGCAGCAAUGGGGCCCGCCGCCUCCACAACAACAAUCUCUUCCGCCGCCCAUCCCCCAAGCUAGCAAACCCCACUCGCCGCAGCCUCAAGGGCCACCCAUACCUCAGAACCGCCCGCUAUCUGCGCAGCCUCCACCCCCGCAGAAUCUUCCACCCUCGCAAGGCGAACAGGUGUACUGGAAGCCUUCCUUUGACGCCGCAACGCCCGUAUCCCAAAACUUCCGGCAUGAAAUAGGGGACCAUGGCUGGGGCAACAACGAGAAGCAAAUGUACACGGACAACCCGGCUAAUUCUUUCCACCACGAUAGCCGCCUCAUAAUUCGCGCACUGGUGCAGAGCGGUAGCUACACCUCAGCGCGCCUGACGUCGCACCAAACACUGUCACGACCGCGGGGUUAUUUGACAGCGACGAUACUGCCGCCUGUCGCCGAGGGCAUAUGGCCAGCGUAUUGGAUGCUGCCGAAAGAUCCAUUCCAGUGGCCAAACGAUGGCGAGGUGGACAUCUUUGAGAGCUGGAACGGGGAUUGUGUAAACCACUCAUGCCUGCAUUGGGGCCAAUACAAUGGCGAAGACUGGAACAAACACCGCGUUAUCGAAACGCAUCUCCCAGCCAUGCCAAAACAGCCACACACCUUUGGCUUCGCCUGGAUCGAAGAGGAAGGCAUACCAGACUGGAGAGGCAGAAUGGUAUGGUACAUUGACGGCAGGCCCGUUAUGAAGGGCAAUAUUCCGCUAGGCACGAGGAGGAUGGAGGAUUUCAGGCUCAUGAUUAACAUUGCCAUGGGUGGGAACGUGUGUCAGGGCAAGUUGCCGCGCGAUGGGUAUUAUGACCUGAUUAUUAGUGACGUGAAGAUGUGUGAGGAGCCGCCACAGGGUGGGUGGCAGGGAUUUGAACAGACGUGGAGUAACACGGCAGAGGGGAAGACCAUGUAG
This is a messenger RNA of Cucurbitaria berberidis CBS 394.84, 1203 nucleotides long. Its product is annotated as glycoside hydrolase family 16 protein. Gene Ontology annotation, biological process: carbohydrate metabolic process. The coding region runs from base 1 to 1203 and encodes 400 amino acids. NCBI's taxonomy places the organism in Eukaryota, Fungi, Ascomycota, Dothideomycetes, Pleosporales, Cucurbitariaceae. The transcript has a single exon. The record is from RefSeq and is a predicted model, not a curated record. Gene Ontology annotation, molecular function: hydrolase activity, hydrolyzing O-glycosyl compounds.